Lolium rigidum is the source of this 1404-nucleotide messenger RNA. RefSeq names its product protein NRT1/ PTR FAMILY 2.12-like. Gene Ontology annotation, biological process: transmembrane transport. The record is from RefSeq and is a predicted model, not a curated record. Gene Ontology annotation, molecular function: transmembrane transporter activity. The coding region runs from base 1 to 1404 and encodes 467 amino acids. NCBI's taxonomy places the organism in Eukaryota, Viridiplantae, Streptophyta, Magnoliopsida, Poales, Poaceae. Gene Ontology annotation, cellular component: plasma membrane. The transcript is spliced from 5 exons.
AUGGCCGUCGCUGCUGCAGCUGCAGUGGAGGCGUUGGAGGUGGGAGAUGGUCAGGUGUUGGAGAGGAACGGCGGCCAGAGGAGGAAGGCAGGUCAGGGAUGGAAGUGCAUGCCCUUCAUCAUAGGAACUGUGGCAUUUGAGAGUGUUGGGUCUAUUGGGGUGGCAGCAAAUCUGACGGUCUAUCUGGUGAAGCGCUUCAACAUGGGGCAGCUCUCGGCAGCAAACAUUACCAAUAUCUUCUAUGGUACGUUUAACUUUGCGCCGUUGCUAGGCGCCUUCAUCUCCGAUGCCUACCUGGGACGGUUCAGAACCCUAGCCUAUGGAUCCUACUUUACCUUCCUGGGGAUGCUGGGGUUGACUUUAUCUGCAUCAGUUCCAGCUCUCAAACCACCAGGCUGCAAUCAAACGACCCAGUUUGGCGAGCACUGCAAUAGUCCAUCAAGACUCCAGCUGAGUGUGCUAUACCUUUCUCUUGGGUUUAUAACCAUCGGCGGUGGAGCAAUCAAACCAUGCAGUCUUCCCUUUGGAGUAGACCAAUUCGAUAUAACUGAUGAAAAAGGCCGCAAGGGCCUGAGCAGCUAUUAUAACUGGUACUAUGGCACAACUACUGCUUCCCUGGUGUUCUCUUUGACUAUUCUCGUCUACAUACAGAACAAUAUCAGCUGGCCAAUAGGAUUUGGCAUACCCACAUUCUUCUUGUUUAUGGGAAUUAUAGUCUUAUUUAUGGGUACAAGACUCUAUGUCCAUGUACCACCAGAGGGAAGCAUCUUCACUGGGAUUGCCCAAGUUUUAGUGGUGUCCUUUAAAAAGAGAAAACUCAAGCUACCAUAUCCUCGCGAUAUAAAUCAACAGGACUUUCUGCUCUACAACCCUCCCACAAGGGGAAACCGUAUUUUCAGACUGCCACUAACUUCCCAGUUCAGGUUUCUGAACAAAGGUGCAAUUGUAAGGGACGGUGAUAUAAAUGAUGACGGUUCUGCAAGGAACUCUUGGGAGCUUAGCAGUAUCCAGCAGAUAGAAGAGGCCUUCAAUGCAGUUGGACAAAUUGAGUUCUAUAAUAAGCAGUUCCAAGAGCACAUGCUAACCCUAGCAGGAUCCCUGUUUUUCGUAAGUUUAGCUGGAGCAAACUACUUGACAGCUGCUCUGGCAAAUAUCACAAAAAAGGUGACCAGCAGACAUGGCAACACAAGCUGGUUGACAGAGGAUAUUAAUCUCAGCAAACUUGACUAUUACUUCUAUUUCAUUGCCUUCAUGGGAGUACUGAACCUUCUCUACUUCCUUAUAUGCUCACACUGCUAUCAAUAUAAAACCAUGUCACUCCAUGCUGAAGAGUCCAUCGAAAUACAGACCAAGGUAGAGGUAGAUGCAGAGAUCAAUAUCGAUAGAGAUGCACUUAACAAGUAA